Molecule: messenger RNA, 1163 nt
Organism: Physella acuta
Lineage: Eukaryota; Metazoa; Mollusca; Gastropoda; Physidae
Source: RefSeq, a predicted model, not a curated record
CAAAAUGAGAAAAAGAAAAUUGGAGUCACGAAGUACACCUGAAGAUGUGACAUAUUUUGAGAAUCCAGAUAAAGUUAUCAAAACUGACCAAGCAGGUGUCUUUUAUCUAGGAAAUCAUGAUGCUGAGAUUUGCUAUGGCGCAGAACCUGAUCUUAACAAACAUGUUACUGGCUGUAAGAAAAAUCCAGGUCACAAAGAUUUUAUACCUCUUAAAGAUUUCAACAUAAAUUACCUCCCCUCACGUUACCAUGACGACAACCUCAUGUCCGACACGAUCAAAACAUUGGCAGCCCUAACUAUCCAGUUAAAGACGAAAUUCACCAGUCUAAAGAGACCAGAGUUUUACCCAGGAACUCUAGCUCCAUAUCCAUGUUAUAAUGACAGAGGAAGUCACGUGAUGAGGUUAGGGACGGGGAGGGUGUGGCGAGUGGAUAAGUACACAGAGAGUGACAAAACUUGUCGUUGUGCCAAUUGUCGAAUCUCUGCCACACCCAGCAAAGUGUGGGGGGAGAUUUGUGUGUUGACAGCCACACAUGUGGUGUUUGAUGACAGUGAGGCGAGGCAGACCAGGUGUGUUUUAGGUUUUGAUGACAAUAAAAGUCCAGUAGUCAGUCUUGAUGGUUGGGAGGCGGAGGGUGGGGCAAACAUUGAGAGUGACAGGUGUGAGUUGAAAUAUUUUACAUGUAACUUCGAAUUGGUUGAUGAACUGGACAAGAUUUGUCAGCGCUUUGAUGGUCUAUGUAGGGAAGUAUGGGACAAAUACAAGAGUUUUGUUGAUGUGGACAAGUUGACCGUUAUAGUGUCACAUCCUCAUGGCUUUCCUAAACAGGUCUCUGUAGGACAAUGGACACACAAACAUGAGAGGGAUGAUAUUUUCGAGGAUGAAAUCACCUGGACCAGGUACGUGUACAAUGCAUGCACAUGCCCAGGCUCCAGUGGAGCAUUUGUCUACAGGCCAGGAUAUGUGGUUUUAUAUCUGCAUCCCCACAGUGGAUCAAACUCUCAUGGAAAUUAUAGUGGGGAGUACUGGGGCUAAUGUCAAAAUUAGUUUUCUCCCCUUGUCUACUCAAUGUAAACAAACAAUAUGGCGCAACCUUCAUUGAGUUAAGACUUGUAUAUGUUAUCAACAUUUUUUACAAAUACAUUAUUUUAAAAAGUUAAAA